Messenger RNA from Penicillium macrosclerotiorum, 3258 nucleotides. RefSeq names its product RIC1 family protein. Gene Ontology annotation, biological process: intracellular protein transport; retrograde transport, endosome to Golgi. The record is from RefSeq and is a predicted model, not a curated record. The coding region runs from base 1 to 3258 and encodes 1085 amino acids. Gene Ontology annotation, molecular function: protein binding. The transcript has 5 exons. Gene Ontology annotation, cellular component: cytosol; Ric1-Rgp1 guanyl-nucleotide exchange factor complex; Golgi membrane. NCBI's taxonomy places the organism in Eukaryota, Fungi, Ascomycota, Eurotiomycetes, Eurotiales, Aspergillaceae.
AUGUAUUGGCCCAAUGGAGUGCCCCGGGUCUACGCGGUAAAUGGCCCUGGUAUACGACAUUUCUCCCCCGACGUCGAUCGCGAUGGAGUCGAAAGCCCUCCAGGGGAGCUGAGAAGCUCUGCCAACUCCUCAAUUUAUACUGAGAAAAGUAACGGUUCGGAAGACCAAAGUCAGGAGCCGAAGACACCACCCUUGGACAAGGCCGAUGCUCCGAACUGGGAACAGGAAGCUAUCAAAGGCCUCUGCGUCUCUCGCUCUGGCCAUAUAUUCGCGACCAUAACUGAAUCAUCCAUAUCUCUAUGGCAAACCAGACCCACCGCAGUAGUAGCUGCUAUAACUCGGUCUUCAUACUCUCUCAAAACAUACGGCACCAAUGUGGCACUUCUCAUGCAUCCAGACUCCACAAUUCUUAUCGUACAGACCCUCAAUGGAUACCUCCUCACGUAUGCAGUGGCAUCGGACCCAGCCACACGAGUCUACCAACAACGAUUUGACCACACCACACACCCUCGUCGUCAGCAAUUAGCGCGUUUUUCUGCGGUCGAAGAAGCGAAUGUGGUUGGAGAUAUAAGCAUCAGGUUUCGAAUGGCUAUUAAGAUUGAAUCUGGGAUUGUCAAGGCGCUGGCGCUGGACCAGGAACUUGUUGUUGCUACUGUCAAGCCCCCAGCGGUACAGUGCAUUCGAUGGGCACCUGAAGCUAGUAGCACGCAGGCGACCUCGGAGAUGUUGAGCCGCAUACUGAAUGUGCCAAAAAAGGUGUCCAUCAUCGACAUGGUUUAUGAUCGUGCCAUGAAUCUCUUGAUUUGGUUGACCAGCAAUGGUCAGGCAUAUGCAGUACAACGAGUUUCGGAGACGCAGGAUGACUCUGAUGGACAUAAAAAGCUUUUUCAUGGCCAUUGCUUCCAUGAUCCUAACAAUGAUGGCGAGAAGGCAGUCAAAGUUGCUGUAAAUGCACGAUUUUCAUUGUUAACGAUUAAUUGUGCCAACGGGGAGAUUCUUGUUUACACAGCCAAAGACUACAUGGGCAAUGUACCUCUGUCUCAAAAGCUACAUCUACCCGCGUCGCCCACUACCACUGGAGCCUUGACUUUCAUGAACUACUCACCAGAUGGAUACUGUCUCUUCGCUGGGUAUGAAAAUGGGUGGACGACAUGGAGCGUUUUUGGAAAACCCGGUGGGAACAGUUUCUCUGUUGACUCUACUCUGGCGACCUCAAAUGGCGAAACUUGGCUGACAGGCGUCUCGAGUGGUUGCUGGAUCGGUGGUGGAUCUGACAUCAUUCUGUCGGGAUACCGUGAUCGACGUCUCUGGAUCCUGGAGACAGCUCGCAGUGCCUUGACUGGUUGCUUUUCAGCUGCAAAUCUCGCCAGAGGCUUACUUCAGACUGGAACGGAGUUCAUUCUGUACCGUGGACACGAUCUGCCCGACCUGAUGACCAUUUCGGGCAAAGACUCGCUGUGGCACCAUGCGCAGUAUCCUCCCGCCUAUCUCCAUUCACAAUGGCCUAUUAAAUCCUGCGUCGUAUCCCAAGAUGGCAGAUACGUCGCGAUUGCGGGUCGCCGAGGAUUGGCGCAUUAUAGCGUUAGUAGUGGCCGUUGGAAGGUCUUUGAGGACUCUAAAAUGGAGAACUCAUUCGCUGUUAGAGGGGGGAUGUGCUGGUAUGGGCAUAUCUUGAUCGCAGCUGUAGAGAGUGAUGGGUCAUACGAGCUUCGCUUGUACUCUCGUGAGGAUAUGCUUACCAACAAUUCUAUUAUGCAUAUCGAAUUUCUUCCAUCACCAGUGGUCUUCAUAGGCCCAUCUGGAGAAGACUCUUUGCUGGUGUACACUUACGAUAACAUUCUGUAUCACUAUAUCAUCAACUCCACUCAACCUCAGAUCACGCUUGUUCCUGUUGGGCAAAUUGCUUUUAACGGGAUUGUGAGAGCACCUACCCGUGUCCGAGCAAUUAGUUGGGUCUUGCCUGAGGAACAGAUGCGCAAUGGUGAUCCGUCACAAGACGUCAAGGUAGCAUCGGUGUUACUUUUGGUUGAUGGUAAUCUCGUUCUAUUGCAGCCGACAGUCACGGACAAUGGUGAUCUCAAAUACGACAUGCGCGUCAUAUCUCAUGAUGUUGAAUACUACAUUCUGAUGCGCGACCAGCUUUCUUUCAAUUUUGCCCCUCAGAACGAUGGAUCCCUGCCCGCAAGUCCAUCUGUUGAGUUGUCACUUGAGUCAUCUCAUAAUAGCCAGUCUCUUCGGGACUCUCUAUGGAUGUUCAGAGGCAAAGAUCUACUCGCAUGGAAUGACAUUCAUGACAUUCUCCAACAAGACACAGUGCCGGCACCACUCAACAUCCCCCUCGAUUUCUACCCAUUAUCUGUCAUAUUGAACAAAGGCAUUGUCCUAGGUGUGGAGUCAGAAAUGAUGCAACGGCGCGAUGUGACAUUUACUAGUCUCAAAUUUGCCAUUCGAACACAUCUUUUCCUACCAUAUUUCCUUCAAUACAGCUUAAUGAACAUUGGCACGUCUGCUGCACUGUCUCUCUGUCGCCAUUUCUCACACCUUUCCUAUUUCGCCCAUGCCCUGGAAAUUCUGCUACAUCACGUUCUUGACGAUGAGGUUGACAAUGAAAGCCGAGCAAAUAAGUCAGAUAGCCCAAUUGUCCGAGAGGGCCCACUUCUUCCUACCGUCAUCGGUUUUCUGCAAGCGUCGCUUCCCAUCAGAGACUAUCUUGAUAUCGUGGUGCAGUGUACUCGCAAGACAGAGCUUCGGUCAUGGCGGACUCUAUUCACAUAUCUCCCGCCACCCAAGGACCUAUUCGAGCAGGCUCUGAGGCUUGACUCGCUCAAGACGGCUGUUGGGUAUCUCCUCGUCUUGCAAGCCUUUGAGGAUGAGGACCAUGAACACGAUGGUCGCAUUGAAGAAUACGUUGUCCGUCUAAUCGGGUUGGCAUCUCAAAAAGGGGACUGGGAACUUUGUGCAGAAUUGGCUCGCUUCCUUAUCGCACUCGAUUCCUCGGGAGAAAUGCUGCAGCGCGCUAUUGGGCGAGUGGGCUUGCGCCCUGGCCCUAGACCUCCCAUCAAUGGUGGCAAUUCGGGAUUGGCUUCGAGAUCUGGAUCAGCUGCUAGUGUCAAAGGCCUAGGGCUCAGCCUGCCACUCCGUACCCCGUCCUGGUCCUCUCUUUCCCCAACAUCACCCCUGUCUCCGCAGCAGAGUGGGCGGGAUGGUGACGUAUCAGACGAAUACCCGCAUUCUGUGGACAGUCGAGACGACUCAUAA